CUUACCUUGAUAUAAUUUUUCCUAUUAAAAACAAUGUUUUUUGCGGUUCAUUUGACUUUCACAAUCAUGCUAGGCAUAACGUGCGCUGGGAGCCCCAAAAUAAGUUUUAGGAUGUAUAGUUUUGACUUUCAUGUGUGAAUACUAGCUAGCUCUUCUGUUUUUAAACCUGAAUCUUCUAACCCCGCAUGCUUGAUUUUGUGCUGAUACAUCGAGAUUGUCCCUUGGAUGUUGACUUGAGCACUAUAAAAAUUCAUUUUAUAGAUGAAUAAUAUUGCAGCCAUCACCAGCACCAAAUUCUUCUCUCACAUGAGCUCAAUGCAGUCUUUCUCAUCUCUUCCCAUCCAUGCCAUUGCUUUUCUUUUGUGCAUAUUCUUGCUCACCUCUGCAAGCAAUGGCAACGACACUGACCAACUAGCCUUGCUAAAAUUCAAGGCAAACAUUAAUCAAGACCCACUUGGAGUCUUAAACUCCUGGAACGAUACCACCCAUUUCUGCCAGUGGCAUGGUGUUUCAUGUGGCAGCAGGCACCAAAGGGUCACAGCAUUGGACCUCCGAUCCCUCAAGCUCUCAGGUUCCAUAUCCUCAUUCAUUGGAAACUUGAGCUUUUUAAGGGAAUUGCGUCUCCAGAACAACAGCUUUGGUGGUGAAAUCCCUCCACAGAUUGUCAACCUUCGCCGAUUGGAGAUACUAGCUCUGCACAAUAAUUCCAUUGCUGGCAAAAUUCCUGCCAACAUAUCUAGAUGCACUAACCUCAUUUCUUUCAGAGUGCACUACAAUCUGUUGGAGGGAGGCAUUCCUAUGGAGCUUGGAGUCUUGUUAAAGAUUCAGUAUCUUUCUCUAGCUCACAAUCGUUUCGUGGGGACAAUUCCUCCAUCCUUGGGGAAUGCAACUUCUCUUCAGAUAUUCUAUGCCUAUGAAAAUACUUUGUCUGGUGACGUCCCUGCUACUCUAUGCCAGUUGAAGAAUCUUUCUAUACUAGCUUUGUCUGAUAAUCAUCUUUCUGGUAAUUUCCCACCUUGCAUUUUCAACGUCUCUUCACUGAUGACUCUAGAUGUAGGAGCAAAUCUUGUUCAUGGUAGUCUUUCAUCAGAGUUAGGAAUUUCUCUUCCAAAUCUGCAAUUCUUUUCCAUUUCCCUUAACCAAUUCACUGGUUUCUUUCCUGCUUCCUUAUCGAACGCCUCGAAUCUACAAGUGUUUGAGAUAGAUGAUAAUAAGAUUGUUGGUAAAGUUCCUUCUUUUGAAAAACUAUACAUGAUCAAUUGGUUAACGAUGAACUCUAACCAUCUGGGUACUGGGGAAGCUGAUGAUGACAUGACUUUUUUGUCAUCUUUGGCUAAUGGCACCAAUUUAGAGUACUUGGAUUUAGGCUUCAACAACUUUGGGGGGAAGCUGCCUGAACAAAUCAGCAACUUCUCAAGAAAACUCUCGGUACUAGUCCUAGAUGAGAAUCAAAUAUUUGGAAACAUUCCUCCAGGGAUAGAGAACCUUGCCAACUUGAAACGUUUCAGUGCCUGGCACAACAAACUCUCAGGCGUCAUUCCAUCUACCAUUGGAAGGCUUCAAAGCCUGGAAAUCUUGUAUCUUACAAGAAAUAAUUUCUCAGGUUCUAUUCCACCCUCUCUAGGAAAUUUAACCAUUAUAGAUGUACUAGGUUUGGGUCAAAAUUAUCUUCAUGGCAACAUCCCUGUUGGCCUGGGGAAUUGCCAAAGAUUAAGUGUAUUGGAUCUUUCUGGGAACAAUUUAAGCGGUACCAUACCUCCACAAAUUAUAGGCCUUUCCUCAUUCAAGUAUACUCUUCUUGACUUCUCUUUUAACCAUUUCACUGGAGUUCUUCCUAUGGAAGUAGGAAGCUUAAAAAAUCUGCAAAAUUUGGAUGUUUCUAAUAACAUGUUGUCUGGUGAGAUUCCUAGUAGCCUUGGAAGCUGUACAAGUUUAGAAGAGUUACUCAUGGAAGGUAACGCUUUCCAAGGGCGACUUCCUUCAUCUUUGGGUUUGCUUCAGGGUCUUCAAAAAUUAGAUCUUUCUCGUAACAAUUUGUCAGGGCAAAUUCCAGAGGCUUUGGCGGGCUUGAGAUCAUUGGAGAUUUUAAAUCUAUCUUACAAUAAUUUUGAGGGGGCAGUACCAAUGAAAGGAGUUUUCACAAAUGCUAGUGCAACUUCAGUAGUGGGAAAUGGAAAUCUCUGUGGUGGUAUACCUCAAUUUCAUUUGCCUAAAUGCCCUACUUUUAAUAAGCCAAAGAAGAGAUUGAGUCUCCAAAUGAAGAUAAUAAUCUCUGUGAUUUCUGUGCUUUUAGGCCUAAUACUUGUGCUUACGUAUUUGUUUUUAAGUCAGUUGAGGAAGAAAAGAAGAGAAAUUGAAUCAAACUCUGAUGGAAAUGCACUAUUAAUGGUGUCCUAUCAGAGUCUCAGAAAUGCCACUAAUGGAUUCUCUUCAGCAAACCUGAUUGGUACAGGGAGUUUCGGGUCCGUAUAUAAAGGUAUUCUAGGUGAGGAGGGAAUGGUUAUUGCUGUGAAGGUGCUUAAUCUUAUGCAUCAAGGAGCUUCUAGAAGUUUCAUAGCUGAAUGCGAGGCCUUAAAGAACAUUAGGCAUCGAAAUCUUCUGAAGUUAAUAACAGCAUGCUCAAGUGUUGAUUACCAUGGCAAUGAUUUCAAGGCUUUGAUUUAUGAGUUCAUGCCCAAUGGGAGCUUGGAGGAAUGGUUACAUCCAAAUCUUGGAUUAAAUGAGGCAACAAAGAGUCUAAAUCUUCUUCAAAGACUAGAUAUUGCCAUCCAUGUGGCUUCUGCACUAGAGUAUCUUCACCACUAUUGUGAAUCAACAAUAGUUCACUGUGAUCUCAAACCGAGCAAUAUUCUUCUAGACAAUGAAAUGAUAGGUCAUGUUGGUGAUUUUGGGUUAGCAAAAAUAUUUCUUGAAGGCACCCUCCAACCUUCAACCAAUCAAUCAAUCUCCACUGGAGUAAAAGGAACCAUUGGUUAUACUCCUCCAGAAUACGGCAUGGGAAGCGAAGUUUCGACAUAUGGUGACAUAUAUAGUUAUGGCAUACUUUUAUUGGAGAUGUUUACAGGAAAGAAACCUACUGAUAGUAUGUUUGGGGAAAAUUUGAACCUUCCUAAUUUUGUCAAGAGAAGCCUACCUGAACAAGUGGCGCAAAGUAUAGAUCCGAUUCUUCUUCAAGAGAACAAGGUCACAAAUAGCACUCAAAGUAAUUGGAGAAGUAUAAGAAAUAAUGAAAUUCUUGAGUGUUUUACUUCAAUAUUUGAAAUUGGAAUCGCUUGUUCAGUUGAGAUGCCAUCAAUGCGCAUGAAUAUUAGUCAUGUUGCUACUCAACUUUCUUCUGCAAGGAAGAAACUUUUUGGAAUGCAAAUACGAUAG
Molecule: messenger RNA, 3372 nt
Organism: Hevea brasiliensis (rubber tree)
Lineage: Eukaryota; Viridiplantae; Streptophyta; Magnoliopsida; Malpighiales; Euphorbiaceae
Product: probable LRR receptor-like serine/threonine-protein kinase At3g47570
Exons: 2
Coding region: 262-3372 (1036 amino acids)
Biological process (GO): protein phosphorylation
Molecular function (GO): protein binding; protein kinase activity; ATP binding
Source: RefSeq, a predicted model, not a curated record